GUUUUUAGUUGGCCAUUUUGAAGUGACGCCUUGUAAUUUUUUGCCAGUUUUUCCUCGAAUUUUUCACUUUUCCGGGGCUUUUCAAUGGAAAAGGCAAUUUCACAUACGAGGCUUUGAGUUUUCUUCAUUUUCUAGCAAAAAUGUCCAGUUUUAAAAUGACAAAAAUAACAAAAUCCCAUUUAAAAUGGUUUUUUUUAAAAGGUUUGAUGUGGCAACACCGUUUGUACCAACUUCAAAUAGGUUUUUUAAUAAAUGUCAUUUGCCAGUUUUGACAGUCGACAAUUUUUAAUUCACGUGUUCACAUUUCUAUCCAGUUUUUCCUCGAAUUUUCCGCUUUUCCAAGCCGUUUUCAGUCAAGAAAACCGAUUUGAAAUACGAGGUUUUGAAUUUCCUACAUUUUGUGCUAAAAAUUCCCAGUUUUCCAAUGGGAAGUCCUGCUCAAGACCGAUUUACAUACCAAACAUUGCCGCACAAGCCCUAGAAAACUCAAGAAAGAGUUCCCGCUCUAAAAGACGUCAUUGGAGAAUAUCUGAUUCCAUUGGUACUUAGAAAUAUAGGAUGCUCAGACGCCGGAGUGGACAAAACAGCUCAGACUACCCUGGUGCAGCUCAUACAGCGAGGCUAUGUCACACAAACCCAGGCCGAAAUCAAAAUAUGCCCCCUCGAUUUUGGCCCUUACGAAAAUGGAAAGUCAGCAUCAACUAGAUGUCAACACUGGUGCUAUUAUGACCAAUCAUUUAGAACAACUUUACGCCACUAUAAGCCUGGACGAUUCCGUCAAUGUUGCUGCAGAAAAAAAGAAGAAAACUGAAGAGGCAGAGGUUUCGCCUGCUGCUGCUUCUGGUGAUACUAAGGGUGAUAAUUUAGAUAAUAAAAGUAACAAUGUAGAUGAUAAUGUAGAAGAAACCUCCACGCCAACAAUAGAAGAAGUCAAAGAACCCCCUCAGAAAAUAGUUCCUCAAGAAUUAAUCGACAAUUUCGUCUCAAUGGCAACAUGGGAAAACAUCUACGACGGAAUGUCGUAUCAUUGCGCCUACUCUUUACCCGCAGUAGUAUUGACUUUGGGCAAAGACAAUUGGCCUUUACUCAAAAAUACUGUUGACACAUUUAGCAGGCCACAUGUCCUAUAAAAUCCGAAGAACCGUAGCGAGUAGUCUACACGAAAUCGCCCUUAUUCUAGGACCUGAAAUUGCAACUGAAGACUUGGCACCACUGUUCGAAGGCUUUUUAAAAGACCUGGACAAAGUCCGCAUUGGAGUUUUGAACAAUUUGUUUGAGUUUUUCAAUUUUGUUGAAUGUUAUUAUUAAUUAUAUUAUUUUAUAUAAUAUAAUAAAAACAAAGAACUUGCAAGUGAACUAAAAUUUUCCAUUUUUUUUUUU
Ceutorhynchus assimilis (cabbage seed weevil) is the source of this 1380-nucleotide messenger RNA. The record is from the annotation of a GenBank genome assembly. Lineage: Eukaryota; Metazoa; Arthropoda; Insecta; Coleoptera; Curculionidae.